This is a messenger RNA of Impatiens glandulifera, 1911 nucleotides long. RefSeq lists its product as uncharacterized. NCBI's taxonomy places the organism in Eukaryota, Viridiplantae, Streptophyta, Magnoliopsida, Ericales, Balsaminaceae. Bases 212 to 1651 code for a protein of 479 amino acids. Gene Ontology annotation, molecular function: protein binding. The transcript has 8 exons. The record is from RefSeq and is a predicted model, not a curated record.
CUUUCUAUGUCGGGUAAUUGUCGUGGAAGUUCGGUGUAUACUACCUAAUUCUCCUUUUACUUACGAGCUUGCAAGGAUCUGGGUUUAUUCCUGGCCGCUUCGAAGCUCAACUUUCACUAGGGAGCAUAAGUUUUGACAGAUUCCGCAUCAAAGAUUUGAUUUUGGUGGGUUUUCUUUUCUUUUUCUUGUGGGUCUUCUGUUGUGGCAGAAGAUGGAUGGGAGACGAAUAACGGCCAGUCCUAGUACGUUUUACGGCCGUCGAGUUGUGGCGAAGAAGCGUCCACGCAUUGGGGCUGAUAAGUUUGUCAACAGCGUAAAAAAGCUUCAAAGGAGAGAGAUUUGUUCGAAGCGAGGUCGUGUCUUUAGUACGAAUGAUUCUCAAGAGAGGUUCCGGAACAUCCGUUUGCAGGAAGAAUAUGAUGCCCAUGAUCCGAAGGGACAGUGUGACCAUGUACUCUCUUUUCUCAAAAAAAGGUCGAAAAUUAUUGAAAUUGUAGCAGCCCAUGAUAUUGUCUUUUCUCUUGCACAGUCUGGUGUCUGUGCUGCAUUUAGUCGAGAGACUAAUCAGAGGAUAUGCUUCUUGAAUAUAAGUCCAGAUGAAGUUAUAAGAAGCUUGUUUUACAAUAAAAACAAUGAUUCACUUAUUACAGUCUCGGUUUAUGGUUCAGACAAUUUUAGUUCUUUGAAAUGCAGAACCACGAGGAUUGAAUAUAUUAGAAGGGGAAAGCCAGAUGGAGGCUUCGCUCUAUUUGAAUCUGAGUCGUUGAAAUGGCCUGGAUUUGUUGAGUUUGAUGAUGUGAAUGGGAAGGUGCUUACAUAUUCUGCACAGGAUAGCAUAUACAAGGUGUUUGACUUGAAAAAUUAUGCAAUGUUGUACUCCAUUUCAGACAAGAAUGUUCAAGAAAUCAAGAUCAGUCCAGGCAUCAUGUUGUUGAUUUUCAAAGCUAGCGGCCAUGUACCUCUUAAGAUUCUAUCAAUAGAAGAUGGUACAGUUCUUAAAACUUUCAAUCAUCUACUUCACCGAAAUAAGAAUGUAGAUUUCAUCGAGCAGUUCAAUGAGAAGCUCCUUGUCAAGCAAGAAAGCGAGAAUCUUCAAAUUUUGGAUGUUCGCGAUUCCAAACUGACGGAAGUUAGCAGAACAGAGUUUAUGACUCCAUCUGCAUUUAUAUUUCUAUAUGAGAACCAAUUGUUCCUGACAUUCAGGAAUAGAACUGUGGCUGUUUGGAAUUUCCGUGGGGAGGUUGUGACAUCUUUUGAGGAUCAUCUUUUGUGGCAUCCUGAUUGCAACACAAACAACAUAUACAUCACUAGUGAUCAGGAUCUCAUUAUUUCUUACUGCAAACCUCGUUCCGACGAUCCAUUGUCAGAAGGAAAUGCAACUGGUUCUAUCAAUAUUAGCAACAUCUUGACUGGGAAAUGCCUUGCUAAAAUACGGGCAGAAAACGAAUCUCCUUUUGAAGAUUGUGGUUGCAGCAAAUGCUUUAACGGUGGUGGAAACAGUUGCAACAAUAGAAGACGGAUCCAGUCUCUAAAUCUUAGAUGCACUGCUGCAGAGGCCUUGGAAGAUAUAACUGCUCUUUUCUAUGAUGAGGAACGCAAUGAGAUUUACACGGGUAAUAGGUAUGGACUAGUCCAUGUGUGGUCUAACUGAAUCUCGUACGCACUUUUUCUCAUUUACUGUUUUGCUUGAAUCUUUCAAUUGUUUUGAUUCGGUUUUGUUUUUGUUCUUGUUGAAUUUGUUUUAACAUGUUUGUAAGAAAGCAUUCGGAUCUUUUCAUUUUAUAUUUGAUUUCCACUUGCAGAUUUUUGUCUUCUCUCUUUUUGCUUACACUUGAAGAUAUAUUUUGUAAUGUUUAAAUCUGGUUAAUUCAGAUAUCCAUUUAUGAUUAGUUAGAUUUUAAAAUAUUUUGA